AUGUCAGCAUUUCUCAAAAGCUUAAAAGCGCCUUCCUCUGAUUCUUUACCAAGUAUUAGAAGUCCUCGAGGCUCAGAAACUCCAACGCCCAGAUUUGCAAGAAAGAGUCAGCAUGGCAAAAUUUCUGUCUCAUCAAACUCAGUCCCAAGCCUUAAUACCCUACCAGAACUUAAGCAUAAUAGUCCUAGAAAUAUAGAAGUUUCGCAGACAUAUCCCCAACUUCCACUUACAGACCGUCUUUUGCCACAACUACAGCCUUCAGCGAUUUCCAGUUCUUCCUGUGGUAAAGUUAAAGCUUAUGCUGCUAAUACCAACCAAGGUCUGACUCGGCAAUAUAACGAAGACAAAGCGAUUAUUAUACUGAGAAUUAAAAAGCCGCAGCUUCAAGCUAAAAAAGACUGGCCAGAUUGCUCAUUUUUUGGUCUUUAUGAUGGACAUGGUGGCAAAACUUGUUCUAAUUUCUUAAGAGAGAAUUUGCAUCAAUAUAUUAUAAAUGAUCCAUUAUUCCCUGAUUGCCCAAAGCAAGCGAUAUUAAGAGGUUUUGAACAAGCUGAAACUGAUUUUUUGAAGCUGGCCAAACAAACUGGAGAAAAAUCUGGGUCUUGUGCUCUCAUUAGUUUAGUUAUAGGAGAUACAUGCUACGUAGCUAAUGUUGGGGACUCUAGAGCCAUUAUGAGUGGCUGUGGAGGUCAGCAAGCUAUUACUAUUACAAAAGACCAUAAGCCUUCAGACCCUGAAGAGCAAGUUAGAGUCCAAAAAGAGGGAGGUAAAAUUUACUAUCAUAAAAAUUCUCCCAAUAUAGUUUAUAGAGUCUCUCCAGGUGGACUUUCAGUCAGCAGAACCAUUGGCGACCUUGAUGCUAAAGACUCAGAAUUCGGGGGCAACCCAAAUGUGAUUAUUGCUAAGCCAGAAAUAAAGUCAUUUAAAAUAAAAAAGGAUCACGAUUUUAUGGUUCUAGGCUGUGAUGGAAUUUUCGACGUGAUGAAUACUCAAGAAGUCGUAUCAACUGCAUGAAACAGCAAUUUUAAUAGUGAUGAAUUAUCACCAAAUUUCUGUAGGAAUGCAGUUGAAGGAAUUGUUACGCAAAGUAUGAGAAGAAGGAGCGGAGAUAAUCUCACAGCAAUUAUCAUUGCAUUUGAUAAUUUUGAAAGCCGUUUUAUGGAACAAGCUAAAUGUUAA
Blepharisma stoltei is the source of this 1179-nucleotide messenger RNA. The record is from the annotation of a GenBank genome assembly. NCBI's taxonomy places the organism in Eukaryota, Ciliophora, Heterotrichea, Heterotrichida, Blepharismidae.